Messenger RNA from Penicillium cataractarum, 3276 nucleotides. RefSeq names its product alpha-mannosidase. NCBI's taxonomy places the organism in Eukaryota, Fungi, Ascomycota, Eurotiomycetes, Eurotiales, Aspergillaceae. The transcript is spliced from 3 exons. Bases 1 to 3276 code for a protein of 1091 amino acids. Gene Ontology annotation, cellular component: fungal-type vacuole membrane. The record is from RefSeq and is a predicted model, not a curated record. Gene Ontology annotation, molecular function: carbohydrate binding; alpha-mannosidase activity. Gene Ontology annotation, biological process: mannose metabolic process; oligosaccharide catabolic process.
AUGUGUUCUCACGAGAUUGAUGCAAGCUCCCCUCCAUAUCCCCUCCGAGCGCCCAAGCCGGUAGGGAAGCGGAUUGCCCGGCUGGACAAGGACCGCCUUGCGCAACUAUAUUCUCCAGGACAGUGGGAGAACGUCAAUCUUCUUGCCAUGCUAAAUGAAGGGGUAUUCUCUGGCCCUCCUCAUAUCGAUCUAUUUGUUUGGCAUGCUCCAGGUAGCAAACGCCCUACUUUCAAGGAAGCCACAGAUCCAUCCAAUCACUAUGAAGAUGCAGCUUUGGGUCAGGAGUUUGGACCCUCGUGGUCUACUCACUGGUUUAAGGUCUAUAUCCAACUCCCUGACACAAUAUGCAGCAAAGAGCAUGUCGAGUUGCACUGGGACUGCAAUAAUGAAGCUACUGUCUGGACAGAGGACGGCAGGCCUCUUCAAGGUCUUACUGGGCGAGGAGAGCGCACCGAGUGGAUUAUCCCAGCUUCUUUCAAAGACGGAAAACAACAUCUCAUAUAUAUUGAGAUGGCGUGCAACGGCAUGUUUGGAAAUGGCCCAGGCCGACCGAUCUUCAAAAAUAACCCCGGUGGUGAUUCUAUUCAGCCGCCUGACCAAAACAAACAUUUCGCUCUAUCAAAGGCGGAGAUUGUGGCUGUGAACUGGGACGCGAGGAUGCUUUACAUGGACAUAAUGGCUAUUCACGACGCUGCUACCGUGUUACCAGAGGAAUCUUGGCAACAACAUAAAGCGCGGAGUGUAGGCACUAAAAUCAUGAACAAUUUUAAGCUUGGCGACGACGCUUCGAUCAUCCGCUGCCGCAAGAUUGCCGAGGAAUUUCUUGGGACAAGGACGAACUCAAGUGAGAUUUACUCGACUGGUCAUCAGCAAGAUCCAGAUAUUUUUGCGGUUGGACAUUGCCACAUCGAUACAUGUUGGUUAUGGCCUUGGGCGGAAACCAAGAGAAAGGUCGCUCGGUCAUGGCUCAAUCAAUGCGACUUGAUGGACCGAUAUCCUGAACUAACAUUUGCAUGCUCGCAAGCUCAGCAAUUCCAGUGGCUUAAGGAAGAGUACCCCUAUGCUUGGGAACGGGUGAAACAAAAGGUUCAAUCUGGUCAGUUCCAGCCGAUUGGUGGCUGCUGGGUCGAACACGACACGAAUCUGCCCAACGGAGAGUCGCUCGUGCGGCAAUUUCUUUACGGGCAGCGAUUCUUCGAAGCAAAUUUUGGCACUCGUAGCCGUGUGCUCUGGCUGCCGGAUUCCUUUGGAUUCUGCGCCCAACUUCCACAAUUGUCCAGGCAAGCCGGAAUGCCUCAUUUCCUCACACAGAAGAUAUGUUUCAACAAUAUCAACCAAUUUCCGCAUACCACGUUCAACUGGGUCUCACUCGACGGAAGUCAAGUCCUUUGCCAUAUGCCUCCUGUCAAGACCUACACUGCAGAAGGUACUGUUUCUGAUGUUCAGCGAUGCGUCACGAACCAUCUCUCCAUGGAUCAGGACCACACUUCCCUCAUGGCCUUUGGAAAAGGUGACGGUGGCGGUGGUCCAACCUGGCAGCACUUAGAACGGCUCAGACGCUGUCGUGGUGUAUCAGAUACGGUCGGUCUACUACCCCGAGUGCACGUCGGAGGGUCUGCAGACGACUUCUUCAAGAGACUUGAGCACAAGGCCGACCUAUUUCCAACCUGGACUGGUGAUCUGUACUUUGAGCUGCACCGUGGUACAUAUACUACCCAAUCCAGUACCAAAAAAAACAACCGGAGAGCCGAAUUCAUGAUGCGAGAUAUUGAGCUUCUCGCUACAGUCGCCUCGAUAGCGGAUACCUCUUACAAAUACCCAAAGACAGAGAUUGACCAAAUGUGGCAGAAAAUUUUGCUCUGUCAAUUUCACGACUGCCUUCCAGGAACCGCGAUUCGAAUGUGCUACGAUGAUUCGGACCAGGUCUAUGAGAACGUGUUCAAGACAGGUGAGAAUGUUAUUCAAGCCCUCUACCAGCGCUUCAACCUGGACUCACCGGAGGCCAAUCCGCCGGAGCCUCAACACACGGUCGCUGUCAAUACACUUCCUUGGCCUCGCAAGGAGAUCGUUGACUUCUCGGAAGACUCCUGCCUAGUGGCUUCGGGUAGUGGAAGUUUAGUAGCCCUCGAGAGACUCUCUUCAGUGUCGACGGAAAGACCCGUCACGGUUCACGAGGUCUCUGCCGGAGUUUUCAAGCUCCAGAAUGAGCAACUAUCUUUGACUGUCGAAAAAGGCUGCAUCCUGUCGCUGUACGAUCGGAAAGCUGACCGUGAGAUUAUCCCACGUGGUAAAAAGGCCAAUCAAUUCGUCAUAUUCGAUGAUAAGCCGGUUUAUUGGCAAGCUUGGGAUGUCGAAGUCUAUCACCUCGACACUCGAGAGGAAUUAGCAAGCUCCAUCACUUCUGUGACGGAAGAUAAAUUUCACCGUGUCAGUGUUACUACCGAAACAAAAAUCAGCGACAGGAGCUCUAUGCGAGUUACUAUCUCAUUAUCGGCGAAUUUUAAUGAAACCGAUUAUUCUUGCAUCGAGUGCACCGCGGACAUUGACUGGCAUGAGAACAUGAAGUUCCUUAAAGUGGAGUUCCCGGUCGACAUUCGCAGCACGGAGGCAUCAUAUGAGACACAGUAUGGAAUCAUCAAGCGUCCCACCCACUACAAUACCUCAUGGGAUAUGGCCAAGUUCGAGGUCUGCUGCCAUAAAUUCGCUGAUCUUUCUGAACAUGGGUAUGGUGUCUCGAUUCUCAACGACAGCAAAUACGGAUUCGCGACAGUCGGCAACGUCAUGCGCUUAUCUCUCUUGCGAUCGCCCAAGGCACCCGAUGAUACAGCUGAUAUGGGCAAACACACUAUUCGGUGGGCAAUCAUGCCACAUGAAGGUGGACUAAGUUCAAGAACCGUUCGAGCAUCAUUCAACUUCAACAACCCGCUCAAACUCCUCCAGGCCAAGUCGGACACUCCUUUGCUCGGGCAGUUCCCUGUUACUUUGAGUGGCGAUAAGAGUCUUGUCCUAGACACCAUCAAGCGUGGUGAGGAUGACGAGGAUAUCAGUACUGGAGAGCUCCCCGCUCGGAAGGGCAGAAGUGUCAUUCUACGAAUCUACGAUUCUCUUGGUGGUCGAUCGCGGGGGACGGUACAGACCAUAUGGACAAUCAGCAAAGCAUUCAAGACAAAUCUGCUAGAAGAUGACGAAGAAGAGAUUUCAGUUAAGGGGGGAGCAUUUAGAGUUGACUUGGGGCCAUUCCAGGUUGGGACUUAUCGUCUCUGCUUAGCCGAUUAA